AUGGCAUCCGGAUCGCCAGUGCGGCCCUCGCGGCGCGCGGCGCGCAAGACAUUCGUGGUCGAGGAUGAUUCCGACGACGAACUGAGCCUGGUCAAAGAAGAAGAGAACGAUAACGACGAAGAAUUUACUCCGGCUCCCAAACGAAGCCCGCGGAAAUCUACUGCCAGGCGACAAACGAUGGGGACAGUGGGCAGCGCGACGCCCAGGAAGUCCACAACACGACAGCGAAAGGUCAAGACGGGCGAAAACAUCGAACCCUCUCAGAUAUUUGAUCCAGAACAAACCAUGGCGCCCAGUGAACCGCCGUCUUCGCCCACAAAGAGUCCAUCGCCGCGCAAGCAGCGCAAGAGUACCACUGGCGCUCCUCGAAGAGGAGGGCGCAGGUCAUCGGCAACACCGCCCGUGCCUCCGCUACCUGCCAUGACGAAUGCGAAUGCGACCGAACUCCUGGAGCAGAAUCGAUCUAGUACAUCGACACCCCUGAAAGACAUCACCACCAAAGCCCUGAACCAGAGUGCGGUGCGGCCGCAACAGUUAGACUUAAAGGACUCGGCGCGCCCGAUGAUGGUUGCGCCGUUAGAAAAACCGAUGGACAUUGUCAUCCGAGCAAGAGCACAAGCACAAGCCGCGCCGGCCGUGGUGGAAGAGCCAACAGGCCCCAAAUCACGCAUGGUCAUCCGGCAACUGGUGAUGAAUAACUUCAAGAGUUACGCCGGUAGACAGGUGGUUGGACCGUUCCAUGCCUCCUUUUCCGCCGUCGUCGGGCCCAACGGGUCCGGCAAAUCCAAUGUCAUCGACUCGCUGCUGUUCGUGUUUGGAUUCCGUGCAAGCAAGAUGAGACAGGGCAAGAUCUCCGCCCUGAUCCACAACUCGGCCCAACAUCCAGACCUCGACUACUGCGAGGUCGAAGUCUAUUUCCAGGAAAUUGUCGACUUGCCGGGCGGCAAGCAUGAAGUCGUGCCUGGUUCGGACUUGGUGGUUUCAAGGAAGGCGUUCAAGAACAAUUCCAGCAAUUAUUAUCUGAACGGCCGCACCACCAACUUUACUACGGUGACCACGCUUCUAAAAGAAAAGGGAAUCGAUCUGGACCACAAACGCUUCCUUAUUCUACAGGGUGAAGUCGAGUCGAUCGCUCAGAUGAAACCAAAAGCCGCCAACGAGCAUGACGAUGGUCUCUUGGAGUAUCUGGAAGACAUCAUCGGGACGUCCAAAUAUAAAACUCCUAUCGAAGAAGCUGCCGUCGAGCUGGAAAGCCUGAACGAAGUUUGCAUCGAGAAACAGGGGAGAGUCCAACAUGUGGAGAAGGAGAAGAACAGCCUCGAAGACAAAAAGAACAAAGCGCUAGCUUUCAUUCGUGAUGAAAAUGAGCUGGCAGAAAAACAAUCGGCAUUGUAUCAGAUUUAUAUUGCCGAAUGCGAGGAUAAUGCCAAAGUCACUGAGGAGGCCAUCGAAGAAAUACAACAGCAGCUCAGUGCGGAACUGGAAAAGCACGCCGGAAGCGAAGAUACGAUCCAGCAGCUGGAGAAGGCUUACAGCAAAGCCGUCAAGCAGUAUGAAAGCAUCCAGAAACAAGCGCAGGAGUUCGCAAAGGAAUUGGCAAAGUACGACAAAGAGAACGUCAAGUUCGAGGAGAAACGCAAAUUCAUCACCGGCAAACAAAAGAAGGCCGAAAAGGUCGCCCAAUCGAGUCGAUUGACUGCUUCGGAGGCGCAGAGCCUGGUGGAGAAAUAUACAGACGAUAUUCAACGCAAGAGUGCCGAGGUGGCAGAGCUCGAGAAAGAAAUGCAGCGCGAGGAACAAGAACUUGCAGUGAUCCGAGAAAACCUGAAAGGAAAAACUCAGGGCUUGUCCGACCAGAUAGCGGCCAAACAGAAAUCGCUGGAGCCGUGGAAUGCAAAAAUAAACCAGAAACAGUCCGCCAUUGCCGUUGCACAGUCGGAACUCGACAUUCUCAAAGAAAAGGCUACCAGUGGCCAAAAGGCCAUCGACCAGGGCAACGCAAAAAUCGAGAGCAUCGAAGCCAACAGAGAGGAAAAGCUGCAGGAAAUCGAACAGCGCAAGUAUGAAAAGGCUCGACUGGAAAAGGAUGUGAGAAAGAUCCAAGACGCGCUUCAGAAACUCGCAGCCAGCGAACCUGACGUGCGUGCCCAGAUUUCCUCGGCUCGCCAAAAGGCAGAUGAGGCACGCGCCAGUCUGGCGAGCAGCCAAAAUCAGAGCAAUGUGCUCAAGGGACUUUUGCGGCUCAAAGAUUCGGGUCGAAUCGACGGUUUUCAUGGACGGCUGGGGAAUCUGGGUACGAUUGACGAGAGGUACGAUGUGGCCAUCUCGACUGCUUGUCCGGCAUUGGAGAAUAUGGUGGUCGACAACGUCGAGGUCGGUCAGCAAUGCAUCGAAUACUUGCGCAAAAACAACCUUGGACGCGCCAACUUUAUCUUGCUGGACAAAUUGGCAAAGCGAGAUCUUUCUCCUAUCCAAACACCGGAAAAUGUGCCUCGACUUUUUGACCUGAUCAAGCCUAAAGACCAACGGUUUGCGCCUGCCUUUUAUAGCAUCAUGCAGAACACGUUGGUUGCAAAAGAUCUGGAACAGGCCAAUCGUAUUGCAUAUGGGGCUAAAAGGUGGCGCGUAGUUACUCUGGACGGCCAGCUGAUCGAUGUGUCUGGUACAAUGAGCGGUGGCGGCACGCGCGUUGCUCGAGGUGCAAUGUCGUCGAAACUGUCCUCCGACACCAGCAAGGAACAAGUCCAGCAGCUCGAAGGUGAACGAGAUCAGCUGGAGAGACAGUUUGAAGCCUUUCAAGGUAGACAGAGGGAACUCGAAGCCAGCCUCCGAGAAAAGCAGGAAGAGAUCCCAAGGCUAGAGACAGUCAUUCAGAAAAUCAACCUGGAAGUGGAGACGUGCACAAGGAACCUCGCCGACGCCCAGAAACGUGUCCAGGAUCUUAUUGCGGAACUCAAGACCUCUUCUGCGGACGAUUUCCAGAUCAAAGCUUUGGAGAAGCAGAUCGCCGUCAUAAACAAGGAGCUUGACGAGUUGCACUCCGAGACGGCCACUUUGGAAGCUGAGAUCCAGGCUCUACAAGACAAGAUCAUGGAAGUCGGCGGUAUCCAGCUCCGUAGUCAGAAGGCGAGAGUCGACGGCUUGAAAGAGAGAAUCGACAUGUUGAACGACGACAUAUCGAAUGCCGAGGUGGCCCGGACGAAGAACGAAAAGCUGAAGAUCAAGAAUGAAAAGGCAAAGGCCGACGCGGAAAAGGAGCUUGAAUCACUGGCUAAGGAUGCUGAACGACUGGAAGAAGACCUCGAGAGACAUGAAUCCGGUGCUGGAGAACUGGGAGCCAAGGCAGACCAGGUUCAAGAAGAACAAGAGUCGAUGAAAGAAGAGCUUGCCGCGUUGAAGAAAGACCUCGACACUCAAACCUCGGAAUUGAACUCGACCAGGGCCAUUGAAAUCGAGAUGAAGAACAAACUCGAAGAACACCAGAAAAUUUUGGCAGACAAUAACAAAAAGAGCCGUUACUGGGCCGAGAAGUUGUCCAAGCUGGCCUUGCAUGAUAUCGCCGACUUGGAGGGCAUCACCGAGGGGCAAGAUGAACAAACCUCAUCCGAGCAAGAACAAGAACAACAACAGCAGCAGCAACAGUCCAACGAAGAUGAAGAUGCGGAAAUGACAGACAUUGCACAGGAAGAUCCCGACGCAAUGGACGUCGACGAGGAAGAGCAGCAGCAGCAAGUUGAACAGACCGAGCACGAGCCAGCCUCGGAAGUAAGACGGGCACGACGCCAACUGCAAAUGUUCACCCGUGACGAACUCCUAGACAAAUCCAAAGACCACCUCGUGGCAUCGAUUGCGGCAUUGGAAGAAAAAGUCUCGAACGCCUCGAGUAUCGACAUUUCCGUGAUAGCCGAAUAUCGUCGGCGGUGCGAGGAAGUGGCCAGUCGAACCUCCGACCUCAAAAGCGCAGUCAAGACGCGCGACGCCGCCAAAACCCGUCUCACGGAUCUUCGUAACCUUCGUCUCACGCAGUUCAUGACGGGCUUCACCACGAUCUCCUCCCAUUUGAAAUCAAUGUACCAGCUGAUCACGCUGGGAGGCAACGCCGAACUCGAGCUGGUCGACAGUCUGGAUCCGUUUUCCGAAGGGAUUCUGUUCUCCGUCAUGCCGCCCAAGAAGAGCUGGAAGAACAUUGGCAAUUUGUCCGGCGGCGAAAAGACGUUGAGUUCCUUGGCGCUGGUGUUUGCGCUGCAUGUUUACCGGCCCACGCCGUUGUAUGUCAUGGACGAGAUUGAUGCCGCGUUGGAUUUCCGGAAUGUCUCCAUCGUGGCAGGAUAUAUCAAGGAACGGACCAAGAAUGCGCAGUUUAUUGUGAUAUCGCUCCGGAAUAACAUGUUUGAAUUGGCGGAACGGCUGGGGGGGAUUUAUAAGGUCAACCAUAUGACGAAGAGUGUUACGGUCGAGAAUCGUGAUUAUCUUGCCAUGAGUCGGCAGCAACAGCAGCAGCAACGCCACCAACAACAACAACGGGAGCAGCCGCAGCAGCAACAACAAGCACUUGAAGAACAAGAAGCGCGUCGUGAACGAGAGCGAGAACGACAACAGCAACAGCAUGAGCAAGAACGGCGGCGACAACAGCAACGCGAACACGAACUCAAACAGGAACAUGAGCAACAACAUGAACAGCAAGACCUUGAACAAGAGGAGUUGGACUUGCAAGACCAAUUGCAGCUGGAGUUGGAUAGUCAAUUACAAUGA
This is a messenger RNA of Exophiala dermatitidis NIH/UT8656, 4752 nucleotides long. RefSeq lists its product as uncharacterized. Gene Ontology annotation, biological process: mitotic chromosome condensation. The record is from RefSeq and is a predicted model, not a curated record. The transcript is spliced from 2 exons. Gene Ontology annotation, cellular component: chromosome. Bases 1 to 4752 code for a protein of 1583 amino acids. NCBI's taxonomy places the organism in Eukaryota, Fungi, Ascomycota, Eurotiomycetes, Chaetothyriales, Herpotrichiellaceae. Gene Ontology annotation, molecular function: protein binding; ATP binding.